Messenger RNA from Diospyros lotus (date-plum), 687 nucleotides. RefSeq lists its product as uncharacterized. The record is from RefSeq and is a predicted model, not a curated record. The transcript has a single exon. Lineage: Eukaryota; Viridiplantae; Streptophyta; Magnoliopsida; Ericales; Ebenaceae. The coding region runs from base 1 to 687 and encodes 228 amino acids.
AUGUGGUGCCGGGCAUUUUUGGCUACUUUGGGAGGACAUGCCCGGACCUGGUACUCCUGUCUUUCCCAUCGUUCCAUCAACCACUGGGAAGAGCUGAAGACCUGUUUCUUAGCCCACUACGUUCCUUUGAAGCGCCACCGAAAGUCUUCCAUGGCUCUGGUAAGCAUCAAGCAAAACCAGGGUGAAUCCCUAAGGGAUUUCGUGGCGAGGUUCAACGAAGAGGCAUUGAGUAUCGACAAGUUCGACCAGCGGAUUGCAAUGGUAGCUCUUCAGAAUGGCUUGAGAGCUGGGCCAUUUGCUCAGUCCUUGGCUAAGACUCCACCUCGUACUUUCACAGAGGCCUUGGCCCGGGCUAAUAAGUAUAUUAAUGCUGAAGAGGUGAUGAAGGUGAAGCAGGCGGAACAACCUGAAAGGAAAGAAAGAGAAAAUGAGAAGAAAAAGCCAGUGGUGGAGCAGAAGACGGACUAUCGCCUCUCCCGAGCUCCAGAUCGCCCGGGUUUCAGGGGUGCACGUGAAAGCCCGAUGAGUUAUACUCCUCUCAACGCCAGUCGAGCCGAGAUUCUACUGGCAUUGGAGGAUAAGGAUUAUUUGCGGCAUCCUCCACCGCUGAGGUCUCCAUCCAACACUCGAAGCAAAAAGAAGUAUUGCCGAUUCCACCGCGACCAUGGUCAUGUUAUAGAGGACUGA